This is a messenger RNA of Phytophthora infestans T30-4, 338 nucleotides long. RefSeq lists its product as uncharacterized. The record is from RefSeq and is a predicted model, not a curated record. The coding region runs from base 165 to 281 and encodes 38 amino acids. NCBI's taxonomy places the organism in Eukaryota, Oomycota, Peronosporomycetes, Peronosporales, Peronosporaceae. The transcript has a single exon.
GCUUGAAUUGCUUCAGCUCGCGGACUACUGUGGAGGCCGAGUCGGAACUGGAGGAGGCGUCCAAGCUGGUGGAACGCGCUUUCAACCGUAUCCAGAAAUCGGACAGCAGACGCGAACGCGUGCAACAGGCCAUCAAGGACACGCGUGCCGGCAAGAAGCAGGAGAUGGAGUCGCACCUUCAGUGGCUCAUGCAGGAAAAGUCCCGACUGGAACGAGAACUCAACGUGGUGGACAAGCAGCUCGAGGAAAAGAGGAUGCGGCUAACGGAGCGAACAGCCUAGCGCUUAGACUUCCGAUGAUUGUCCAGUAGUAUAACGUUGAGUAGACGAGUUUUUCCA